UCUAUUGGUGUGUUAUAAACAUGUAGGCGGAUCUUGCCGAGCACCUCUGGUCAAAAACAAGUAACGUGUACUGUACCAACUGGAGGACGAGCGGAGUUGUUUUAAAAAAUACUACUAAUUUACUAUUAUUUAAAAAUGAGAAGAAUUACUGCUACAAAUGGACGGGUUUAGAUAGCAUCCAAAGCGCUCUAUGUUGAUCCGACUCAGUAGGAGGUGAUGAAUCCCCCAGCUGAGAUGUCCCCUCCCACCGCCCCUGUCUCCACAGAGACACAGAGCAUGACCUCUGACCCGUCCCACCUCGGAACUCUGGGAAUUAAUGUCCGCCUGAAGGCAGCCCCACCUAACACCACAGGUUGUACCUGGCUGGUUGUCCUAGCAGCGAUAGCUGCAUCUCUCAGUGGCUUGAUGUUGGGUUAUGAAUUAGGCCUGACCUCCGGGGUCCUGCUCCAGCUAAGGGGUAUCCUCUCUCUGUCAUGCCGGGAACAGGAGCUCCUGGUGGGGUCUCUGCUGCUGGGCUGUCUGGUGAUCUCCAUUGCUGGAGGCUGGGGCCUGGACCGCUACGGACGCCGCUGGUCCAUGCUUCUGUCCGGAGGCCUGGUGGCUGGGGGCACCUUGCUACUACUGCUCCCGGCCUCGCUCACCACGCUGUCGCUCGGCCGCGCCGUGGUCGGCAUGGGGACAGCGUUGUCGGGUACGGCGGCGUGCAUGUACAUAGCGGAGAUUGCGCCACGGGAGCGCCGCGGGUUGUUAGUGACGCUGUACGAGCUGAUGGUGGUUGUCGGGGUAUUGCUAGGUUUCGGGUGUAGCUACGCAUUCUCUGCGCUGCCUAAUGGGUGGAGAUACACCUUCGGACUUGUCCUCCCGCCAGCCGUUCUACAGGCCGCUGCCCUCGUCCUCCUCCCACCCAGCCCGCGCUUCCUAGUCGCCAGGGGCGACUCGGAGCGGGCCAAGGAGGUGCUGGUCCGUCUGAGGGGCGUGGCCAGCAGGGAGACCGUGGAGGAGGAGCUACGGGGCAUCCAGGCGGGGCUUAAGGAGGAAGCGGAGCAUGGUUUCCGAGAGCUGUUCAGCGACAAGGCUAACCUGCGCCGGCGGUUGCUAACGGGCGUGGCUCUAGUGUUCCUGCAGCAGACUACGGGUCAGCCCAACCUCCUCUCUUACGCCUCGCCGCUACUACGCAGCGUGGGUUUCCAUAGCGACGCCGCCGCCAACCUGGCCUCUACGGGCUUCGGCGUAGUGAAAGUGGUGGGGACGGUUCCUGCCGUCCUAUUGGUCGACAGGGUCGGGCCCAAGAGCUUCCUGUGUGUCGGUGCGGUCGCCAUGGGGAUGGCGCUGGUGACACUGGGGGCGGUGACCUUGCAGAGCCACACCCAUCUCACCAGCCUAUGCCAGAGCCCUGUGGGGCUGAACCACACCUACCAGGGGCAGGACUUAAACACUCCUUCCUUCGGAUUGAACUAUAGCUCUUUUAAAUUAAUCACGCCCCCUCCUGGUGAGAGCCAAUGGAAUGGCAGUGACUCUGCGGAGGCUCUGGGGACUAAGAGAGAGGAUGCUGGGAUGGGGUCAGGGGUUAGCGGUCGGGGUCACGUGAAGUGGAUCUCACUUGUCAGCCUCCUGGUGUAUGUAGCUGCUUUCUCCUUCAGCCUCGGACCAAUUGGUGUUCCCAACGUGAUGUUCCUGUACGCCACCAUAAGCUUCAUCCUGCUGGUCUUCGUCAUCCUCUUCAUCCCAGAGACCUCAGGGACGCCACACUGGAACAGAUCUCUAAGGAACUGGCCAAGAAAAAACAGCUGAAGGUGAGGUUUUGGCGUCGAGUGCAACCCCAGGAGACUCUGUUCACCAUUCACAGGACCCCUGAACUCGCAACUCUGACCCCUCACCCUCUCACCUAGCUGUCCACAGCAGAGGGACGAAGGAGGAGAGAGGAAAUGCGAGAAAUGGAGAGGAGGGAGGCCGAGAAAGGAGGAGGAGAGAGAUAGAAUAGGGACGAUAGAAGGAGAACAACCAUAUGACUAUGAGAUCACUUUCUUGCUCCCUUCCUCCUUCCCUCCCCCCCAUUGAGAGAGCAACCCUGAGGCUCAGAUGGAACUCUUGCUCUCUGACCUCUGACCUGUCUGUCUGUCCUCUGGAUUGCUAACCUGUUUGUAGCACUUUCUACUGUUUUCAAACAGAAUACACAGGAUUUUACCUUGGGGGAAAAAAUAAGCAAUUUUCUGUAUGACCCCGAAUUUAUUCAAACAGGGACUGUUUCAAGUUAGGGAGGUGUUAAACAGUAGACGUUUUAAUGAAUUUAAACACACCUCCGUUCAUACCAGUUUGAUAUUGGGACACAUGUUCUCGAGCUGGGUCAAAAUGUAUCAAGUUAUAUACCAUCUAUUUGACCCACUACCCCUUUUACAUACCUUUACAAAGAAGAAGGUAACAAAAUGUUUUUUCUUUAAAUAAGACGUUUUGUCUCUGUGUAAAUGAGGUUUAAGGUACUGUUUCCACUGGUAUUCAGUGCCCUUGACUUUUUCCACAUUUUGUUAGGUUACAGCCUUAUUCCGAAAUGGAUUAAAUCGUUUCCCCCCCCCCUCA
This is a messenger RNA of Salvelinus sp. IW2-2015, 2574 nucleotides long. The record is from RefSeq and is a predicted model, not a curated record. Lineage: Eukaryota; Metazoa; Chordata; Actinopteri; Salmoniformes; Salmonidae.